This is a messenger RNA of Clonostachys solani, 756 nucleotides long. The record is from the annotation of a GenBank genome assembly. NCBI's taxonomy places the organism in Eukaryota, Fungi, Ascomycota, Sordariomycetes, Hypocreales, Bionectriaceae.
AUGGUUGCUUUCAAGAAUCUCGGCUUUACAGCUCUCCUGUCGCUUGGCCUCGCCUCCCACGGCCUUGCUGCCGAGGAAGCCACCGAUCUCGCCGCCCGAGGUGUAGAGCUCGAUGCCACCGCCGAGCUUGUGGCCCGCUUCCCGGAGCAGGAGAGAGAUGAAGAGGACGAGCUGGAGGCUCGGGACCUACUCGAGGAGGAGCCACUCUUUACUCGCGCAACAAAUAAGCCCAAGGGUGGUGGCUCGCGACCUGGGACUUCGUCACCACCUACGCAUAGGCGAAGGGAUCUCGGGUAUGAUGAGGACUAUCUCUUUGCUCGCGCAACAACAAAUAAGCCCAAGGGUGGAGGCUCGCGACCUGGGACUUCGUCACCACCUACGCACAGGCGAAGGGAUCUCUUUUCUCGCGCAACAACAAAUAAGCCCAAGGGUGGUGGCUCACGACCUGGGACUUCGUCGCCACCUACGCACAGGCGAAGGGAUCUCUUUUCUCGCGCAACAACAAAUAAGCCCAAGGGUGGUGGCUCACGACCUGGGACUUCGUCGCCACCUACACAUAGGCGAAGGGAUCUCUUUGCCCGCUCAUCAAAUAAGCCCAAGGGAGGUGGCUCGCGACCUGGGAGCUCACCACCACCUACGCAUAGAAGGGAUCUCUUUGCUCGCUCAGCAACUAAGCCUAAGGGUGGUGGUUCGCGGCCUGGGAGCUCGCCACCACCUACGCAUAGGCGAAGGGGCCUUGAGUAUGACGAUGAAUAG